Messenger RNA from Lachancea sp. 'fantastica', 1740 nucleotides. Lineage: Eukaryota; Fungi; Ascomycota; Saccharomycetes; Saccharomycetales; Saccharomycetaceae. The record is from the annotation of a GenBank genome assembly.
AUGAGUGCCGUUGAACACCAUUUACACGGUGUACCACCGCCAGAUGAGGAAGAAGUGCUGCUGAGCAAAAUAGUGUUUGGAGACACCGCUGGAUUUCAUGAAAGUCUGUCAGAGCUACGGCAUUUGGAUGAAGGUUUUUCAAAUAAUGACGGUGGUGAUGCGCUGCUGGAUGCAGACGAAGAAGAUGAGGAGGAUGAGAGUGCGGAAGCCGAUAUGGAUCGCAUGAACGACGACCAACUCUUUUUUGUGGACGAUGGAACCGAAGGCGAGACCGCCCAGGACGAUCAAAUGUCAGUGGAUGAUGAAAAUUCGGAAAGUGAUACAGAAGAGGAAGUGGGAGAAAGUAGUGAUGCGUGGUCCGACUCAGACGACGAUCGUGUGGAAGUGGCUAUCACAGCCACAAACAAGACCAAGAAACUGCGCACUUCUUACAGCGAAGGCCACAUCAGAGGCCGUCAUUACGUGCAGCGUCUGAGGUCGCAAUUCGAAAAAAUAUAUCCAAGGCCGAAAUGGGUCGACUCUCUGAGUGACAAGGAUUCAGACGCAGAAGGUUCGGGCUCCGAUAAUGAAGAUGACGUCGAACAAGUCAUCAACGGCGACGUGAGUGCGCUUUCCAAGAUUUUACAAAGCACAUACGUGUACCAGGAUCCUUCGAACCGUUUGCUGCCGCCAAAAGUGCUUGAUAUUACACGACUCAAAGAUGCGAACGCCGUCCAUCCUUCUCGCUCAGCUGUGCAGUCGCUCUCUUUCCAUCCACUGAAACCACUGUUAUUGACAGGAGGGUACGAUCGUACUCUCAGGGUAUACCACAUUGAUGGCAAAAACAAUCAUCUGGUCACCAGUUUGUAUCUAACAGGAACUCCUGUUCAGACAUGCACAUUUUACGUGACCCCUUCGCAUCAAGAACAAAAAAUACUUACCGGUGGCAGACGCCGUUAUAUGCAUUCAUGGGACAUCUCUUCUAGCAGCGGUGGCCAACAAACUAAGAUCGAAAAAAUAUCGAGACUAUAUGGGCACGAAGAGACACAAAGGUCUUUUGAAAAUUUCAAAGUGGGCCAUUUGUGCGGCAAAGCCGAGAAGCAUGGUAUUAUUCUACUCCAAGGUAAUAACGGAUGGGUGAACGUGCUACAUGCUACCACAGGUGUCUGGCUGACCGGUUGCAAAAUAGAAGGCGUACUGGUGGACUUUUGUUUGGACUAUAAGCCCCGAGUCAAGGAUACCUUCCAAACAAUUUUAAUAAUGGUCAACUCUUAUGGUGAAAUAUGGGAAUUCGACCUGACCAACGGCGGUGAAGUGCUUCGCAAAUGGAAGGAUGACGGCAGUGUGGGUGUCACCACGAUUCAAGUGGGAGGGGGGAACAAUUCAACCCAACUCUUACCUUUCAAAAAAGUAAGACAAAACAGAUGGCUGGCCAUUGGCAGUGCUAGUGGGUAUGUGCAUGUUUAUGAUAGAAGCACCACCAAUGUCGAACCCAUUGCCAAAUUAGAUCAAUUGACGACAUCGGUGUCGUCUUUGGCAUUCUCCCCCGACGGCCAGAUCCUAUGCAUUGCUUCUCGUGCCACCAAAGAUGCCCUGAGAUUAGUGCAUCUACCCUCUGGCAAAGUAUUUGCAAAUUGGCCCACAAGCGGUACGCCUCUGGGGAAAGUCACAAGCGUUGCAUUUUCACCUCGUGGCGAAUUGUUUGCCGCCGGUAACGAACAAGGAAAGGUGAGACUAUGGAAGUUGAAUCACUACGGCUGA